Bipolaris maydis ATCC 48331 is the source of this 2853-nucleotide messenger RNA. RefSeq lists its product as uncharacterized. Lineage: Eukaryota; Fungi; Ascomycota; Dothideomycetes; Pleosporales; Pleosporaceae. The record is from RefSeq and is a predicted model, not a curated record.
UGAAAAUAGAAGGUACAGAAAACUGAAUUCCGAAAUCGCUGUAACUGCUGUCCAUCUGCCGCGCAUGAAGAGGCUAGAUGAUUAUCACUCAUUGACGUGACUGCGGCACAGCAAUACUUUGAUCAUCACUUUGUAAAAUCCACUACUCUAUUUCCAUCUAAUCAUCCUCUUAUUGUAUCCCACAAUGACCUCCUAUCAAUCGAUGCAAGACAAAUAUAACGAGGAGCGUGACAAGCGCCUUGCCGCUUCAACCAUCGGCAACUACAAUGACAUUCGCGAGCCAGGCCUUGAAGAUCUGAGCCAUGACCUUUUCGCGGACUAUGAGGCUCUCACAAGCAAAGACCAACCUCUCAAAGACGGCUGCGAGGUCAAAUUCCUCUUUGGCGGUGCUGGACAUAACGCAAUCUUCUCCGCCUACCAUCUGAUUCAGGGAGGCAUCAAGCCGGAAGAGAUAUGUCUCGUAGACAUCGCGGGCGGAUUUGGUGGAACUUGGUAUUGGAAUCGGUAUCCAGGUUUGACCUGCGAUGUUGAAGGAUACAUCUACUUGCCCUUACUCGAAGAGACUGGUUACAUGCCGAAACACAAAUAUUCUUAUGGCCAUGAGAUUCGCGAACAGAAUGAGCGUGUGGCUGCCCAAUUUGGUCUUCGGGGCAUGUUCUGCACGCAGAUCGAAAGCGCAAACUGGGAUGAAGAUGCAGCAAGAUGGGUCAUUAGGCUUACUCAACGGCUCGGUCCAACCAAGAAACCUGAGCUGCUGACUGUUCGAUGUCAAUUUUUUCUUCCCUGCGGAGGCUGGUUUAUUGCGCCCAAGGCUCCAGCCAUGCCUGGAUUUGAUAGGUUCAAAGAGAACAUAAAGGUCUUUCACACUGCGCGUUGGGAUUACAAUUAUACUGGCGGUAACGAGUACAACCAGGAACUUGUUAACCUAAAAGAUAAGAGAGUGGGUAUCAUUGGAACUGGUGCAACGGGUGUUGGUUGCAUUCCUGAGCUGGCAAAGUGGGCAAAGCAUCUUUACGUCUUCCAACGAACUCCCUCGUAUUGUGGACCUCGCCCUGACUCUCAGACUACGCCCGAAGCCUGGGCUAAGGUCGCAUGCAAACCAGGGUGGCAGUACGAGCGUUCAGAGAACUACAACAGGUUUCUGACCAAUGACGCUGCAGAGGUUGAUUUAGUAAGCGAUGGUUGGACUCACUCUCGCGGCUUCUCGGGCGCAAGUGGGAGGCGCCUUGUCGUUACUGCUGAAAAUUCCGAGCAGAUCUUCGACGAAAUGAUGAAGAUCGACCUUGCUCAGGCCGAGAAAGUGCGUGCACACAUUGCAAGAGAAGUGAAGGAUCCAGAAACGGCGGAAAAAUUGAAGCCUUGGUACCCAGGCUGGUGCAAACGACCGACUUUCCACAACACCUACCUGCAGACGUAUAACCGGGAAAAUGUCACGCUAGUGCACACGCCAGAGGGUGUCACUUCGUAUACCGACAAAGCUGUGAUCGCUAAUGGUCAAGAGUACGAGGUUGACUGCCUAGUUCUCGCUACUGGAUUCAGCUCUACCCUUUACAGCUUCAGGAGCCCAAUGGAGUCUUUGGGCAUUCCUGUAACGGGCCGCAAUGGUCGCUCUUUCACCAGCAAGUGGUCUGGGAGAGAUUUUGGUACGCUGUUUGGCAUUGCCACGCAUGAUUUUCCCAACCUGUUUUUCUGCAGUGUGUCUGGCUCUACUAUCAGUACGAAUAGUAGCUCACUUUUCUACAUGACAGGAAAUCUGAGGGCUCAUGUAAUAUGUAAGGCAAUCCAAAAGUCUAAGAAUCCCGACAAAGUAAUCGUAGAGGCCUCCAAGGAAGCUGAGGACAAGUGGACAGAUGAGUGCGAGGCUCGUUCCAUGUUCUACAGACUUGUCCGUACGUGCACGCCUGGCUACAUCGCUGAUGAAAGCGCUGCGGCAAGGCUCUUGCAGGGAAGCAAAGACACGGAUCUAGAACCUCGUUAUGCGCCAUUCUCAGGUGGGAUUAUUGAAUAUACAGAGCGCAUAAACAAGUGGAUGGAGACAGGGAAUUUAGAAGGGUUUGACAUUGAAUAUGAGUCCCUUGCGAUCUGGGAUGAAUGGGCGACAACGUAUGACAACGACGUCCACAACGCUGGGGUAGAUUAUGUCGGCCCUCAAAUGACCGCUCAGACUGUCAAGGAUGUCCUAGGGGAGGUAAAUGGCGCCAUUCUCGACGCCGGUUGUGGAACCGGCUUAGUCGGUGUCGCACUCGCGAAACUCGGUGCAAAAACUAUCGACGGUAUCGACCUCUCUACUCGCAUGCUCGAUGUCGCAGGAAAAACCGGCGCAUAUAGAGACCUUUCCACCGCAGAUAUGACGAAGCGCAUCGAAAAACCGGACGAAUCAUACGAUAUAGUGACUUGUUGCGGAACCUUUUCCUCCGGACAUGUGGGACCUGUUCCAGGGCUUGCAGAAUUAGCUCGCAUCGCGAAGAAGGGAGGCAUUGUCGUCUGUACAGUUGUAGAUGAAGUCUGGGUGUCUGGUGGAUAUAAAGCGGAGGUCGACAGACUGGCUUCUGUGGGGAUUUUGGAGGUACUGAGCGCUGAGAACGUGGACUAUUGGCGGGGCACUGAAAGGACCCGGAAAUCCAUCAUGGUUGUCAUGAAGCGAACAUGAGUGCAACUCAGAGAGACUUUUAUUCCUUCAAGCAGUUUGUAAUACAGAAGACCUAGUUAGACUGCUUCAUGUUCUUGGCUGGUGCCUGUUUGCGAACUACCUCAGCAUGAUUUGAUUGCGCCAUUUACAGCUACUACAUACAAUUCGAACAGUUUCUUCAAGAAUAUCAGAAGGAACCUGCUACACUCAAGAUUUUCUCUACU